Plodia interpunctella (Indianmeal moth) is the source of this 564-nucleotide messenger RNA. RefSeq names its product mitochondrial ribosomal protein S16 (gene mRpS16). The coding region runs from base 113 to 514 and encodes 133 amino acids. Lineage: Eukaryota; Metazoa; Arthropoda; Insecta; Lepidoptera; Pyralidae. The transcript has 3 exons. Gene Ontology annotation, molecular function: structural constituent of ribosome. The record is from RefSeq and is a predicted model, not a curated record. Gene Ontology annotation, cellular component: ribosome; mitochondrial small ribosomal subunit. Gene Ontology annotation, biological process: mitochondrial translation.
AAUAACAAUGACAGUUCAUUUUGAGGUUAGAAUAGAAGUUUUAAGUGCUAGGUAGAUAUCGAAAACAUUCGAUUGAUUAAAUAAUUUUGAAAUCUGUUGAAUAUUUCAUAAAAUGUCGCUUCCUCCAUCCAGUGGUACUGGCCGAUAUUUCGCUAAAGCGGCUAAAUCUAUCCGCCUAAUACGCCAUGGAUGCACCAACAGACCAUUCUUUCAUAUCUCUGUAACUCACCGAAGGCGUAUAAAUAGCCAGCCAGUUAUAGAACAGCUAGGUUCCUACGAUCCUAUACCAAAUGUCAACAAUGAAAAACUGGUAGCUUUGAAUUUGGAAAGAAUAAAGUUCUGGCUCGGCAAGGGAGCUCAUGUCACCAAACCAGUUGCAGAAAUCUUAGGUUUAUCUGGCUUUUUCCCCAUCCACCCAAGAUCUUACAUGACUGCUUGGAGGAACCGAAGAACGGAACGAGAGAACUUGGCGAAACAGGCUGAGACUGAAAAAUCUGCUGCACCAGCCUCCUAAGAUAACUAUAGAUGUUAUUAGUUUAUAAUUAUAGUACAUUAUGGUUUUAA